Zalophus californianus (California sea lion) is the source of this 1978-nucleotide messenger RNA. RefSeq names its product ring finger protein 186 (gene RNF186). Gene Ontology annotation, molecular function: ubiquitin protein ligase activity. The transcript is spliced from 2 exons. The record is from RefSeq and is a predicted model, not a curated record. Gene Ontology annotation, biological process: protein autoubiquitination; protein K29-linked ubiquitination; proteasome-mediated ubiquitin-dependent protein catabolic process. The coding region runs from base 377 to 1078 and encodes 233 amino acids. Gene Ontology annotation, cellular component: endoplasmic reticulum membrane. NCBI's taxonomy places the organism in Eukaryota, Metazoa, Chordata, Mammalia, Carnivora, Otariidae.
CGGGACCCUAGGAGAUGGCAGAGGACGGCCCCUGGCACGGGGCUUGGCUCACAGUAACCCCAAAUAAAGGGCAGCGGCUCUUACGACCACCCAGAAUGUAUGUGCUUAGCGCACAACAAAUGGAACCGAUUGUUAGGUUUCAAGAAAAGAAAUAAUAAUAACUCGAGAGAAGACGUAAGCCAAGAAGCAGGCUGAGCAGCCCCAGGAGAAGGGGUGCUAGACGGCUGCUGUCACCAGGGGCCUGACGAGGAGGUGAGGGAGGCUGAGACGCCCGGCCUGAAGCCAGACCACAUCCAGGUCCCAGUGGCGCUGGCAGACACCCCUUGUCCAUGCCCAGGCCCUGAGCUGCCCCAUCCCCGCUGACUCCGCACCCAGAAUGGCCUGCGCUGAGGUCCUGCAGACGCCAGAACCAGAGCAGCCCCAGCCCAUCUCCGCAAGAGCCACCCCCACCACCCCUAAGGCCGCGGACCCUGCUGGGGCGCACUGGGGCUCCGCGGAUGGCGGCUUGGAGUGCCUGGUGUGCCGGGAGCCCUACACCUGUAUCCGGCCGGCCAAGCUGCUGAGCUGUCAGCACUCCUUCUGUGCGGUCUGCAUCAAGCUCCUGCUGUGUGUACGGGACAGCACCUGGUCUGUUACCUGCCCACUGUGCCGCCAAGCCACCUCUGUCCCCGGGGGCCUCGUCUGCAGCCUGCGUGACCAGGAGACCGUAAGGGGGUGGCCGGGCCGGCCGGACCUGGAGUGGCAGCUCUGUCCUCAGAAGCUGGCAGACUCUGCCACCUCAGCAGCGUGGCCCCCCGGCUCGGUGGGAGAGGAUGGGCGGGAUGUGGUCAGCGCCAACCGCAUGGCAGCCCGGCGCCUGGCAGCACACUUGCUCCUACUGGUCUUGCUCAUCAUUCUCAUCCUGCCCUUCAUCUACCCUGGCGCCGUCCGGUGGGUGCUUGCCUCCGUUAUCACCUUGGCCCUGCUUAUGUCCUCCCUAUUCUGUUGUCACUCCGGCAGCCAGGGUAGCUGCUGGGCCUCCCCCGGGACUCUUUUCUGCAGAGGACAGAAACACAGUGAGAUCUCUUCCAUCGCCUGAGUGCGCUCCAAAGAGAGGGCACCUGCUGCCUCUUGGGCCCCAUUAGGCUCACAGUGAACAGGUGAAGGGGCUCUGACCUAAGGCUGCUUCCCUUGGGGGAUUAAGUACCAGCUGGACUCACAGGCCAAAGCCAGGGGGCUGCGUUGGGUCAAGAACGACGUGCCUGGUUGAUAGACUUAUGUUUGCCCAGGGCAUAGCUCGUCUAAACCGCGUGGGGUCCGGGAGGGGGCACAGAUUACUUGAACCCCACAAGGGGUCUCCUGUCCCUCUUACUCUAAUGUUCCUGGCUUUUCUUUAUAUACGUUGGUGAACUUAUUGCAGAACAAAUAGAACCGAGACUCCUUUUUUGCAAUUUAUGUGGCUGGUUUUAUGUUCUCGCUUUGUUUUGGUUUGGUCUUUUGUGUUCGGGGCAGUUUGUUCAGCUCUGUGGCUGUGACACAUUUUUCCUCCUGGGAAGUUGGAGCCUGAGGGAAUCCACCUCGACAACAGUUCUGGUGGUUUGGGUGUCCCCCUGAGUCGCCCCCAGGGAUGCAGGGGGAGAAUUUGUGGGAAGGAGUUCUGAGGCCGCCAGGGGUCCCAUCUCGAGUCGGCAGAGUUGGGGGAGGGUGGACGAAGGGGAGUCUGGGAAUUGCUCUCAGCACUCCCACUGGAUUGCCCAGCCCCAUGUCAUUGGGCUCUGGCUUCACAGAGAAUCUCAGGGUUACAAGGACUCCUCUCACCCCCCGCCCAACAGCAGGUCCCACUGCCCAUCAGAUGUGCGGUCUCACGCUAUAGUACCAGCUCUCUACGGGUGUUGCUUUUCACGAUUGCUUUUCAAUUCCCAUCCGAGCUUUUGUCAUAAAGAUAAGAGGCCCCAUAAAUGCAAUGGUUCUUGACAAUAACCGAACCUCUCCCACCUCG